AUGCCGACCUUCGAUGCUGAAGCAUUCGCUUUCCUCUCCUCUAUCAAGGAGCCCGUACUCAAAGACGGAGCAACGCGCACAAGACUUCUCGGCAUGGUGAACAAUCUUACGGCUCCCCAUCCUUCCGAGGUCAUGCAAUGGCUUCAAAUGGCAGAGUUUCGCGUCUUUGCCUUUGACAACCUGCUAGUUGAUUGUGUCAAGAUCUGGGCUGGCUACAGAACCCAUGUCCAACCCUUGUGGAUUUUUCUACUCCUUGGAAAGUUCAUCGCGACCAUGCUUGGUCAAGACAAGUUUGAAUGUACAAUCGGUGGUACACGAUACCAGUGCCCUAGGCCAGAACAAAUGAAGACGAAGCUGGAGUACAAGUAUGAUCGGUGGGCAUAUGAGUCGGAGGAUGUGUCGAUCAACAUGCCUUAUGAGUAUGGAGAUUCGUUAAUCUAG
Molecule: messenger RNA, 441 nt
Organism: Fusarium fujikuroi IMI 58289
Lineage: Eukaryota; Fungi; Ascomycota; Sordariomycetes; Hypocreales; Nectriaceae
Exons: 1
Coding region: 1-441 (146 amino acids)
Source: RefSeq, a predicted model, not a curated record